Messenger RNA from Lymnaea stagnalis (great pond snail), 5026 nucleotides. The record is from the annotation of a GenBank genome assembly. NCBI's taxonomy places the organism in Eukaryota, Metazoa, Mollusca, Gastropoda, Lymnaeidae.
CUACUAUUAAUGAUUUCCCUUAGCCUUAACCAAAACAAUAAACGAAAACAUUUAUGUGCUUCAUAGCUUAUGAGUAUAUAUUGAAAAAUAAUAAGGUAAAAGUUAAUGUAUGUAACUUUAUUUUAGUGAACAAUUGUAGAUUAUGUCUCAAUACAGAAAUUCCUACAUAAUUAUAAUUAACAUCUUCCUGAUAAUGUAACUAUGUCACUAUGUCAAUUAUGUUUUCAGUGGCCCAGUCAUUGACUGAUUCAGUGCGACUCUCUACUCUGUAGACGUAGUCUAUAGUGACUGUAGCUUGUCUUUGAACUUGAGGAUUGGGCCUACAACCUAAUGUCAACAUUAAUUAGGAUAUAGACUCAUUAAUCAUCCUUGUAUAUUUGAAAAGUAAGGAAGAAUAUUUUACAGUAUAUUUGAAAUACUUAUUUGAAGUAGAGGCACCAGAGGCUGGAGUAUUUCUGCAGACUCAGACUGCAUGUCCUUUUCAAAAUCCUUUUUUUUCCCAUUUUUUUUUUUUUUUUUUUUGUGGUGACCAGGGAAUUUAGUGAAGGUGAAAAGUUUUGAAAUUUUGAAAAGGUUGGGAAACCCUUUUGUAAGCCUAUUACUAUUAUUAUUAAUUUUUAUUUUUUAUAGUUUUUUUUUUUUUCUUUUUUUUUUUUUUUUUUUUUUUGUGGUGACCAGUGAAUUCAGUGAAGGUGAAAAGUUUUGAAAUUUUGAAAAGGUUGGGAAAACCUUUUGUAAGCCUAUUACUAUUAUUAUUAAUAUUUCUAAAUUCUAAAUAAUAUUUGGUUAGGGCUUACUAAUUUAGAUUUUAAUUAUAAAUUUCAUUAAAAAGAAACAUUUUAACAUAAAUGAUGAAGGAAGAAUGAAAAUAAAAUUGUAGAUUGAGUGAAGUCUAAGUAAUUCACUUUUCCAAAAAUCUGUAAAAUGAAAUAGAAACAUCAUCACUACACUCAAUAAAUUAUAUUAAAUAUCUAACAUUAUUAUUAACUAAUCUAAUGCAUGCAAUUACUAAAGUUAAAAUAUUUUUUUCUUGAUUUUCUAGGAAGAAACAUUGAAAUUUUGACUAUUUGAAGCAGCAGUUCAAAAAGAAUGGCAGCAGUUGAUGAAAAAGUGACUAAAGAUGCAUGGAUGAAACAGCUGAUGAAUCAACAUGUGGGCAGAGCAGAUAUGAAUAAAUUAAUUAUGAAUUACCUUGUGACAGGUGACAUUAAUUUAAAUUAUGUGCAUAAUUCUUACAUCUUGUAUUUCUAUUUCCUUUUAAUAAAUUUUAUAUCUUUAUAUAAAUUGUUUUAAAAGUAAAUCAUUUGUAUAUAAAUAAACUUUCUUAUUUUAAAAUAAAUUUUAUAUUUUUUCAUAAAUAAUUCAACUCCUCUCUAACUUUUGUUCACAUGCAUUCCUCAUUUUCCCAAAAAUCAUGUCCAGUGAACAAUUUCAAGUUAAAGACAACAUUUUAAGAUUUGUGCAUGAAAUUUUUUUUUUUAAAUAUGACAUUAAACUGGCUCACUUUUUAUUAACUGCUUAAAUUUCAACAGAGGGUUUCAAAGAGGCUGCUGAAAAGUUUAGUGCAGAGUCAGGAGUCACACCUUCAGUUAACUUAGACAGUCUGGAUGACAGGAUUCGCAUUCGCCAGGCAAUCUUGGAUGGUAGAAUAACAGAGGCCAUUGGAAUUAUUAAUUCACUCUAUCCAGAACUACUAGAUAAUGAUCGUUAUUUAUAUUUUAGAUUACAGGUAAAACAAUUUCUUACUUUGGUGUGUCUCAUGUUUUUUUUUAAAUGCUUUUAAAUAGUAAAAAAAAUUCUGCCACAAUGUACAAUUUUGGAUGUUCUUGAAUUAUUGAUAUGUAUAGAUAUUAUGGAAAAAAACAUUUGUCAUUUCCUUAUUUAAUGACCUUGUGUCCUCAAAUCUAUUAACUGUGCUUCACUUCAAAUGAAUAUAUAUACAAGGUUGUUCAUAUUUUCAUUGCCAGCAACAACAACUGAUUGAACUUAUCAAGAAUAAAGAACUGGAAAAAGCUUUAACUUAUGCACAGAACAGGCUGUCUGAGAGAGUUGAAGAGAAUCCAAAUGUACUACCAGAGCUUGAGAAAACUCUUGCAUUACUUGCCUUUGACAAUCCUGAAUCGUCCCCCUUUGGUGAACUACUGCAUCCUUCUCAGAGACAAAAGGUACCAUGGGCUUUCCAGUUUACAUGAACAGCUAGUUAAAUACUUUCUCCCCUCACAUAUUUAGAAAAAAAUAAUUGUGUAAGUUUUAACAAAUCUACUGCUAAACAUGAGCUAAUUGCAACUUUUAUAAAAGUUACUUUAAAACUCUUUAACUAGGUGGCAAGUGAGGUGAAUGCAGCUAUUUUAGAAACAGACUCAACCCCUCGGCUGGCUAACCUUCUGAAACUGUUGUUGUGGGCACAAGAAGAAUUAGAUAAGAGAAAGGUAACAAAAAUAUUAAAAUUGAAUACUUGAAAUUAUUUUUUUCAAAAUUCUUGUAGGUACUCAACAUAGUUGUGUAAUUUUAUUCAUAAGAGCCUGCACAUGGAGUAAUAGCUUUUUAAGAAGUCCUGUGGCAACAAAUUUAACUUCCAAUCAUAACUUUGAGGAGACUAAAGAAAAAUGUACAGAAAAAAAUUAUUGAAAGAUAUCGCUUAUAUCCAUAGAGCGCUUUCAAACAAUGAUUUGGAACAUUUUUUUUGUGUGUUUUAAAUUAAAUAUUUGCUAAUGCACAUUAUGCAUAUUUUUUAUCAUAUUUAUUUUGUUCUAUCCUAAAGGUGCCUUUUCCUCAUAUGACAAAUGUAGCUGAAGGCAGUAUUGAUGAUCCAUAAACUGCAGUGUUGAAUAAGUUCACCAUAUCAGUUUUUUUCUUCCUAAUACCAUUUUUUAAAAGUUAAUUCCGAAUAAGGGGCCAUCCACCAACCCCCCUGUUGCAUGCAUACUUUCUUUUGGACACACCCCACCAAUGCAUACUUACAAGAAGCUUUCGGAGCCCCCCUUAAAAAAAAAAACACCAAUGAAAUCAAAUAAUUAUAUAUACUUAUGACAUCACAAAAAUUUGUAAAAAAUAUGUCACAGGUUUACACCGCUGACUCUUUAGCCAGCUCAGUGGUUCCCACAAUAUACACUAAGUCAUGCUGAGUGCUACGUUGCCCUGUGGCAGAGCCAUAAGAUUUUGGCAAAGAGAGAGUCUUUUGGCAGGACCUUAGUAGUGAAUUAAGAUAUAAUAUCCCAUAUACUUAAAUAAGAUAUAGGUCUGCCCGGGAAGGCACUUUUUUCCAUAUAUUAAGUGUGGAACCAUUCAUUUUCCAGCUGUGCCCCUGAGUUCCAGUUUUCCUUGGCAUGUAUGUCCCUGUCCUUGUUUGCCUCGACUUCCUCAAGGGCAAUCUCCACCCUCAGUGCUAUAUACUAUAUGGAUGGCCCCUAAUGAGAGAAUUGUAAUAAUUUUUUUUAAUUACAAUGAUUAUACCAUAAAUUCCAAGGUUUUAAAAUAUUUUUAAAAAAGGAUUUUUCCAUCAUUAGAAUUACAAGUUACAAGUGAAUUUUUUCUUUUUGGUAUUUUUGUUGUUAAAAGCUUAUUAUCUCCCAUCUAGAGAUUCCUAAUCCUUUAAAAAUAAAAUUCAAACAUCAAAAUUUAUUAUCAGUCUAGAUAAGAAUCAUUAUAUGAUCCACUUAAGAAUAAAGAAUGCUAUUAUUAUAAUAAUAUAAAAGAAUUAUUGCCAGGGUGCUGAAGUGGUUGGGUGUGAAAUAAGCAAAUAGAGUUAAAAAUUAUUGGUGACUGGAUUAUGAACAGAUUGCUGGUUUCAAUGUUUUGGUGUUUGAGUAACUUGAUGUUUUAAGUACAUUUGUCUUUAAAUAAAUGCAUAUUUAAAUAAUUGGAUGUUUAAAUGAAUGAGUGUUUAAAUAAUUGGAUGUCUUAAUGAAUGCUGUUUAAAAUCAAAGAAAGAGUAUUUAAAUUAGUGAAUCUUUAUCUGAAUGUGUCUGGAUCUGAUUCUUCACUGACUGAAUGAUGAAUGAACAGGAGUUUAAAUACUAUAUAAUAAUAUAUGACAGAUGAAAAAACAUAAUUCUGAAGUCACAAAAAUAUUUCUAAAUCAAUCUUCAUAGCUGCAAACUGCUGUGUAUGUCAUAUUUACAGCAAUGAAAGACUAUCAUAUCACACCACUGUUUCUUAAAUCAUCUUUAUCUGGUAUGAUGUCAUCUUUAUACUUGUCUUGUGUGACUAAAACUCUCUCAACUUUGAUCAACAUCGUUACACCAAGAACUGAGAUAAAUCUUCUAAACCAGGAGUGGGCAAACUAAGCCCCGCGGCGCGGCAACUGACAUUAUGUAGCCCUCGAAGGCAUUUAGAAAUUUUUUUUUUAAAUUAUUUUUUUAUUUUUGUUGAAUUUUACAGAAUUUCAUUUACCGAUAUUAUUAUUUUAAAAUUUUUUGAUCUGCUUUCUUUCUAACUUUCUAUUUUUCUAAACAGUCCAUGACUUUUGUCAUGCAAUGCUAAAAUGCGAAUUUACCAAUUUUUAAUAAAGAGAAAUGUUUAUCGACAUGUAAAAAUUGGACAUAAUAUACAUGUGGCCCCCCCAAUAGCUUUACGUUUGUCAAUGUGGCCCUCGCACAAGUUUGCCCACUCCUGUUUUAAACAAUCAAAUUUUCCUCAUGUGGAUUUUAGUUCAGCUGAUCUUUCAGUUAGAAAUUGUUUAAAAUUGAGCAAUUUCUUUCUGUUUCCUGACUUGUAUUCAUUUAUAGAUAGAGGAUGUGGUUUUUAAAUAAAAUGACUUCAUAAACAAAUUACUUUAAAUUCCUGAUUUAUAUUAAUUAUCAAUGCCUUUUUUAAGCUGUUGAAGAUUUCAUUGUUAAAGAUAAUAUACUUUUACAGGCUCUUAUUCUUCUGUAAAUAUUUUUGUCUCAUCUCUUGGCAUUAUAAUAGUAUGAAUUGUUAAAUUGUCCUGUACAAAAUAUGAUUUUUAAAGCCUGUCUUAUUCCCUACUUGCGCAUUUUGUUUCUUUACUGAGGAAACUUUCUGUCAUUUCAAAUAAAAGUUGAGU